AUGAGCCCCGGCACUCCUUCCCAGCAGUGCCUUUCUGGAGAGGCACGGGGCAGGCAGGGGGAUGGCUGCCCGCCGGCGCCCGCAGCUCUGCCCGCCACGGAGCCCCGGCUGCUCGGGGCAGCCGCCGCGGCGCUGAGCGGCCUGGGCGGGCGAUGUGCGGGGCGCAGGGAGGGCAGGAGCCAGCCCCGGCCGAGCAGAGCUGAGCCAGUUCCUGCCAGCAUCCCUGGAAACUGUGAGCCCCUAACACCCACAGCUGAGCCCUGGACAGCCCUGGGGCCGAGCUCCUGCCCUGCUGACAGGGAUGAAGUCAGCACGGAGCUGAGCCAGGGCUGUGCCAGGGGCUGUGACCUGUGCUCCGAGUUCAACGGGUGCCUGAGGUGCUCCCCCAAACUCUUCAUCCUCCUGGAGCGCAACGACAUCCGGCAGAUCGGGAUUUGCCUGCCCUCCUGUCCCCUGGGCUACUUCGGCCUUCGCAACACGGACAUGAACAAGUGCAUCAAAUGCAAAAUUGAGAACUGUGAGUCCUGUUUCAGUCGAAACUUUUGCACAAAAUGUAAGGAAGGUUUGUAUUUGCACAAAGGGAGAUGCUACGUCACGUGCCCCGAAGGCUACGCUGCUGCCAACGGCACCAUGGAGUGCAGCAGUCCUGCACAAUGUGAAAUGAGUGAGUGGGGGCCGUGGGGGCCCUGCUCCAAGAAAAGGAAGCUCUGUGGCUUCAAGAAGGGCAAUGAGGACCGGACACGGCGGAUCCUGCAGGCGCCCUCUGGGGACGUGUCCCUGUGCCCUGCCACCACGGAGGUGCGGCGCUGCACGGUGCAGAAGAGCCAGUGCCCCGAAGGGAAAAGGAAGAAAAAGGAAGAGCAAGGAAAGCAAGAUAAUGGGAAUAGAAAUCGGAAAGACACCAAAGACACUAAGUCUGGCACCAAGAAGAGGAAGAACAAACAGAGAGGGGCCACGGUGCCCGCGACGCCCGCUAGCCCUGCCCAGUAGCUGGCAGUGUGUCAUGGAUGGCAAGACUCCAUUGCUGCUAUGUAUAUGAAAGCUUUAUUGAACAGAGCACUGCUACACCAUGUAACGUGUCCAGAGACAGACAUAUACUCCAGACUGACCCACGGACUGACAGA
This is a messenger RNA of Agelaius phoeniceus (red-winged blackbird), 1124 nucleotides long. RefSeq names its product R-spondin 1 (gene RSPO1). The record is from RefSeq and is a predicted model, not a curated record. Lineage: Eukaryota; Metazoa; Chordata; Aves; Passeriformes; Icteridae.